Messenger RNA from Cephus cinctus (wheat stem sawfly), 4674 nucleotides. It is a transcript of the gene Neurochondrin, whose product is annotated as neurochondrin homolog. Gene Ontology annotation, biological process: regulation of neuronal synaptic plasticity; neuron projection development. The transcript has a single exon. Bases 1259 to 3487 code for a protein of 742 amino acids. Gene Ontology annotation, cellular component: dendrite. NCBI's taxonomy places the organism in Eukaryota, Metazoa, Arthropoda, Insecta, Hymenoptera, Cephidae. The record is from RefSeq and is a predicted model, not a curated record.
GAGAUACGCUAGAUAUAAUUACGGAUUUUAGCUUCCCUUUCCAUAUAGGUUAGCCUAGCGCGAAUCAUUUGAGCCACCUUGAAAGAAGGUUGCUCGAAGGGCGCGAGAGGUCACGCGCGUCAGCAGACGACGCAAUCGACAGACGAAAUAACCUACGUAGUAGAAUUAUGUUUCUGAGACACGUUUGAUACGAGAGCGCGUGGUCGUGAGUUUUCCUUCUCUUUUUAUAUAUAUAUAUAUAUACUGAUUGGAAACUCUGCUGUGGGAUCCUCUUGCCGUUGGAGUCUCUCGUUGAUUAUCCCGCGUUUACACUCGAUCGCUUUAUUCACGGGACGCCAAGAAUAGAAGCGCGUGUAACGCGAGCCGAUUCCCAAUAUAGUGCUUUCUCGACUCCGACUAUUUUCGGCCAACUACACGAGCAACGUGUUUCUCCUCGUUUCCUUGGCGUUCUAUGCUUUAUGCUGAGAGAUCUGCUGCCUGUGGAAUACAACGUUUCUGGAAGUUAUUUCGCACUUGGAAUUUCCCAGUGUCUUAACCGGUUCUUGGAACUUCGCUGUGAAUACUUGGGAUUUACGUGAUUUAAAACAUUAAAUAUGUUUGCUAUGUUGAAAUUAUGAAUAAUCAGAGUAUUUUCUGUCCUAUGUAUGAAAAGACUUUUGUAGAAUCUAUCAAUGCUUUUCCUGUAUCGAAGAAAUUGUGAUAGGCUUAAAUAGUAAUGUUGGUACGACACUAACGCUGGUGUUGAGAAAAAUAAACAACUGAGAGAUGUUGUUUACUUAAAACCACUUUGCAAAGCUGGGAAAUUUCUUUAUUGUAUGUCUUUUGUAUCAGAAGUGCAUUAACGAAGAAAAAAAGCAGAUGUAUGAUAGCGUUGGAAGGGCUUUACCAGCAUUUUGACUCAUUUCAUCCAUUCAGCUAUCUAGCACUAAGAGGAUACACAUUACUUGGGUGCGCAGUGCUUCACUGUGUCUGAAGUUAUUUUUGUACUUCUGAGAGAGUGUGUCAAAGGGCAAGGCUAGUACAGAGCAGUCUGCUUUGGGAGGAAUGCCAGUUGGCUUUGAGCAGCGGUGUGUGCAAGGCAUACCAUUGAAUGAAAUAUCACUAAGUAUUGUGUAUUUCUGUCGAUUGCAUUAAUUUAAAACUUAAUCAGCAAGAAUCAGUUUCCUCAGCAAGAGCAAGUUUAAAGUUUGUAAAGAAGAAAGUGUAAUACUGAUUGAACUUUGUUAACGUUUUUUACCUGCAUAUUGAAACUAUCACAAUGAGUAUACCAGAGGGAGUGAAGAAAUGUGUUGCCAUUUUAAAAAUGGUAAGCAGCGAUUCAGAAAAAUUUGCUGCUUUAUUUAUGGUUACAAAAUUGGUUGAUGGAAAAGAUUGUACCCCAGCUGCAAAGAAACUACUUUUCGAAGCAAUUGGUGCUAAGUUUCUGAGAAAACUUCUGUCCAAUGAUGACGUUCCUGUGGAUUGUCCACCUCAAGUUUAUAAAUCAGUGGCGCUAUCAAUUUUAUCAGCUUUUUGUGGGGAUCCCGAAUUGGCCGCUCAUCCAGACAUGGUCGGACACGUACCUGCACUCCUUGAAAUUGUUUCGCAAGUUGAUGAAGAUGCUCCUGAUGAUAUGCUAAUCAUCGUGAGCGAGGCUUACACCUGUUUGCAAAAUAUUGCGCAAUAUCCACCAGGACAAAAAGCUUUAUUGGAGCAAAAGGCAAUUCCUAAAAUGUGUGAAAUUUACUCAGAAAUGAGUUUCCAGACCGAUGAGGCCCUGAACAUUUUGGUAACUCUUGUAGGAAGGUUUGGUCCUGAUGCUUGGGACGCCACAGACACUGCACCUUUCCAUGCCAUCAUAAACAAAAUUGCCCUGGACUUUGAGACGGAUCAUACAGAGAGAAAAUUUGAGCUUUGCUCAAUUCUGCAGGCUCUUUUAUUUUCCUGUAGAAGAGACGCUAUUUCCUCAACGGCAAAGGAGGAAUCCUGGCCACAAAGUAUUUACAAAGCUUUGAAUGAUAUUCUUGGUUCAAAAAUUGGAAAGAACCAACGAGAUCCUGCACUCAAACUUGCAUCUGUCAUGUUGGAUAUUCUUGGAGUUGAGUGGGCUUUAGCCGAUGAAGAGAAACCAAAGGUAUUUUUCCUCUUGCUGAUACAAUUAGCUUCCAUAGAAGUCAGAAUGCAACUUGAGGGAAAGCAGCUGAAAACUGUGAUGGGAAAUGCCGAGCUAGUAACAGCAUGCUUUAUAAUCUUGGAAAUAUCACUUUCAUACAUCACCACUGAUCAACUGGAUCUGGAGCAGAAGGAGAAGCAGUCUCUGUACACUGCGUUGAAGGGUGCAUUUGCUGCUGUGAUUGGACUUCUCACAUCUGUAUCUAAAAUGAAGGAAUUGACUGACAUUAAGGAACGUAUUUUUGUGUGCGCAAUGGUUCGCGUUCUUGCUGCCUGGUUGGCUCAGGAAACGUCUGCCAUGAGACCUCAAGUAUAUGCAGUCCUACCAUUUAUGUUAACUGUAGCUAACGAUACGUUCUACGCCUGUCGCAAUAGAAAGCUUGCUGAAAAAGCUAGGGCAGCAGCUAAACCUGGAGAAGGUUCAUCGUCUGACGAACCUGUAACUCACGAUCCCCUGAGUCAAAUCGAUGUCCUGAGAUUGUUGCUACCGGCUCUUUGCUAUUUAGCUGUCGAAGAAGACGCAAGAAAAAUUCUACUGAAGCAUAAGCAGGAUGAAGUUCUUUUCGAAUGUUUCUCCUAUCACUGGACUAUUGUUCAUUAUAAGAAACCACCUGUACCGAGAUCAGAACGUCUCAAGGCAUUAAAAGAACCGGAAAAGGAACUGGAGCCACAUGUCCUGGAUGAAAUGAAGGAUUCAAGGGCUGCUAUGGUCUCCAUUUGCAACGUACUGAUGAACAUCACCGUCUUGGAAUCUAAAUUAGUCGAGGAAUCACCCACGUUCAUUUCUCUCCUAAAAUUCAUUUUCAACAAUCUUCCAGAACUCAAGCAGAUUCCUGAGAAUCUAGUGCUUCACGGACACCUGGCUGUUCUUGGUCUCCUAUUAUUGAAGCAGCAAGCUAAACGCGUAAAGAAGAAUGAUUUUUCAAUCUGCCGUUAUAUUCAAGCAACAAUAAGGUUCCUCUGGGAUGCUUACAUCAUCGAUGAGAGCAACGACCCUACCGUGUUAGUCGUCGCCAUGGCCUAUAAGGAACACUGGAUGGAGAUCAUGGAACUCUGGUUUCUCGGGAUGCAGACGAUGGCAGGAGUUCUGCAGAUGGUACCUUGGCUAUCGGAAUUCGCUAUCGAAUCCGGCUGGGCUGAAGGAAUCAUAGAGUCUCUUAAGAAAGUCAAAGUGGGCAGUCUACAGCCUAACGUGAAGUCAGCCUUUGAAGAUUUGCUUUGCCACUUGGUGAAGGCUGAUGAAAGCGUCGCUGGAGUCUUGAAGAAGUGCGGUGCCCUGGCCGUUUGCAGGAAUCAUCGUAUGAUGGAAUUGGGAAAGCAUCUCUUUGGUGAUUAAAGCAAAUCGCGCGUUGUGAUUGUCCACAGUUUUCAAUAAUGUAAAAUACAAUCCUUUUUGUUACACGUAAUUAAGAGAAAGAAAGAGAGAGAGAGAGUGAGAGAGAGAAAGAGACAUGUCAAAUAGAGUGCUUUUUGUACAAUCGCAAUCGUCAAAAAUAACAGAUACGAUAUAUAUUUAUCUUCAAUUGCAUACACUAUCAAAUUAGAAUGAACGCCCUAUUGUAUCAGACUUUAUUUAAAGGUUUUUUAUUUAUAAAAUCAAAAGUGUUAUUAUCUACUCGGGCGCGUGUUAACUCUAAUGUCUUUACUAAAUCACAUACAGGUAUGACUAUAAUUCGAAGCGUUCAAGCUACGUUCCAUCCAACUGCAGAAGUCCUGAAGAGAAGUCAAGUUGGACGCGUUUCAGAUUUACUGCGAGUAUAACGUACGUCAGGCAUUGCACUGGCCCGACGUAUAUUUAGACAGUGUCACUCCUGAAAAUAGUCGCCUGCUGGUGGAAACUUUGAAAUAUUAUUUACUAUCUACAAGGAUAACGGAUCUUAGCCCACCGUCUCUGAUUCCACGUUUAUAUAUAGCGUUCUACUUAGAUUUCACUUCAUUAUGCAGCUGUGCUUCGAUCUCAUGAAAUUGGCAAUUGCCGACUGGCUGACGCGGCCAUUUUUCUUUGUCCGUUGCCGCUAGUGAACGACGCUAGUCAACUAUAAAUAUAUAGAACUUAUGUAAAAUCGAGGACAGCGUGGGAAGCCGUUUCCUUUACGAUGGAAAUUUUCUCUAACAUUAUCUUUCUGGUUUUUCUUUUCCAUUUCACACAUAUUUUCAACUUUUUUUUUAUUCCUUUGCCCAGUUCUCAUCGACUGGCCGCCAUCUUAGCAUCGAAGUUUUGUUUCUGAUGAUUUCGCGGUUUUAUAUUUCUUGUGUGAGAGACUGACGCCUUUGCGGCUGUGUUAUUCCUCUUAUAAAUUGAUCGAAUGCGAUUACGAUUAAUUAGACAGACGAUAAUUCUUUAUUAUCCGUUUACUCUCCUUUACUAUGAUCAAUUAUUCGUGCUAUACGUAUAAUAAUGUAUUAAUCUUAAGCGGGGCGUUCUUCUAUUGUGAAAAAAGGUAACAUAGCUGUCUCGCUUUGCUGUUAUGAAUUUGUAUUUGAAAGGAGAUUUUUCAAUUAAACACAAGAAUAAUUUUCUAA